UCGAUGGAAUUUCACCAUAGAUGACCAAAGAGGACCAGAAUUCGGACUCUAAAGUACUAUGUAAUCUGUAAUGUACAUCUUAAGAUGAUACUUUACUGUAAUUCGGUCAAACAUCGAUGCAUUUACGAUCCUAACACGGUUCUCUUAUCGUUGAUAUCGGUCGUGUCCCCAAUGCAACGUAUGCGAACGCAAUGUAGGCUCUGAUGAGCUAGUGAAAUGUUUCAGUUUUAGCGCAGUGUGUGUUCUCUUAAAAUUAUAUUACAUAACACUGAACAAAAAUUGAAAAAACAUAGACUUAUUAAAAUACGAAACGCAAAUCGGAAACCGAAUGGUAAAACACUUUCGUUGCUUCUAGGAUGGAAAAAAGGAUUUAUUAAAAACGUGUUUUUAUCAUGGUAUUUGUUUUCUGCUCGAUCAGAAUUUCCCGGAACAUACCAUGUUUAUCCCCUUUGUUGAAACUUCCCCUAACUACGUAUUCCACAAAGGUUACAUCAAGUAUAAAGAAAUUCACUUCUACGCAAAGGCAUUACUAUUUAUCAGCUGCAAAAUAUGCACAAACUCAAACUCAAACCAAAGCAUCAACAUCCUUUGACCAUAAAAAAUCUACAGCACGUAAAGGCGCAGGAAAUAAUACCCAGAAAGAUAUACCCUUAAAUGAGUCAGAAUGGAGGGAUAUGACAUUAAACCCUGUCAAGUUGCAGGACCAUUGUUUUAUGUUGUCCAAAAUAAGAUUAACAUCACUGGUGGUUGUAACAACCAUGGCUGGAUAUGCACUAGCCCCUGGUCCAUUUGAUAUUACUACUUUUCUUGCAUGUGCUGUUGGAACCGGGAUGCUGUCUGCAACAGCAAAUAGCAUCAAUCAAUUUUUUGAAGUUCCUUUUGAUUCACAGAUGUCAAGAACAAAAAACAGAGUACUAGUCAGAGGUUAUCUAACACCAGCACACGCAAUGACUUUUGCAGCAAUAUCUGGUUUUGGUGGAUUGGCAUUGCUCAUUAAUGAAGUAAAUGGAUUGACAGCUAUCUUGGGUUUAUCUAACCUAAUCCUUUACAGCCUUAUUUAUACACCAAUGAAACGUAUUAGUAUUUUAAAUACCUGGGUGGGUUCAAUUGUUGGUGCCAUACCACCAUUAAUGGGUUGGGCAGCUUGUGUCGGCAAUGUGAUGUCUCCUGGUGCUUGGAUUAUGUCUGGUCUGCUAUAUGCAUGGCAAUUUCCUCACUUUAAUGCUCUAUCAUGGAACUUGAGACCAGAUUAUUCGCGUGCUGGUUACAGAAUGAUGGCAGUGACGAAUCCAAAUCUUUGUCGCAAAACGGCACUACGUUACACAGUCGCAUUAACCGGUCUUUGCUAUUUGGCACCUGCCAUGGACGUAACGAACUGGUGGUUCGCUCUUACAUCAACACCGCUUAACGCGUACUUCCUUUAUCUUGCUUGGAAGUUUUAUAAGCAUUCAGAUAGUGGAAAUUCGCGAAAACUUUUUCGCUUCUCGCUAAUUCACCUACCGGUGCUGAUGAUUCUUAUGCUCGUAAAUAAGAAAUACUGGUUUAUCGAGAAGCAGGAAGAUAUGGCAAAGUAUAAAGAAAACCAGACUGGUGGGUAUUCGUUUAUCACCGGCGUCUUCGACAACUUAGCAAAAAAUUUCCAUCAAAAAUCGUAGUUGUUCAUAAUAGUACAAAUCGUUGCGAUAUUCUGCCGUUUGAAACUGUACACAAAUACGAGCCCGUAAGACACUC
Colletes gigas is the source of this 1731-nucleotide messenger RNA. It is a transcript of the gene Cox10, whose product is annotated as protoheme IX farnesyltransferase, mitochondrial. Gene Ontology annotation, molecular function: protoheme IX farnesyltransferase activity. The transcript has 7 exons. Gene Ontology annotation, cellular component: mitochondrion; mitochondrial membrane. The record is from RefSeq and is a predicted model, not a curated record. Gene Ontology annotation, biological process: heme biosynthetic process. Lineage: Eukaryota; Metazoa; Arthropoda; Insecta; Hymenoptera; Colletidae. Bases 393 to 1655 code for a protein of 420 amino acids.